Messenger RNA from Saimiri boliviensis boliviensis (Bolivian squirrel monkey), 2222 nucleotides. It is a transcript of the gene PTH1R, whose product is annotated as parathyroid hormone 1 receptor. The record is from RefSeq and is a predicted model, not a curated record. Gene Ontology annotation, cellular component: plasma membrane. Gene Ontology annotation, biological process: intracellular calcium ion homeostasis; adenylate cyclase-activating G protein-coupled receptor signaling pathway; cell surface receptor signaling pathway. NCBI's taxonomy places the organism in Eukaryota, Metazoa, Chordata, Mammalia, Primates, Cebidae. Gene Ontology annotation, molecular function: peptide hormone binding; G protein-coupled peptide receptor activity; parathyroid hormone receptor activity.
AGGGGAGAGGCAGACGCCGAGGCGAGGGACUCGCGCUGCGGGCGGUGGCUCCGAGCGGCGGCCGGGCGGGGGGCGCUGGAGACCAGGCCGGCUGGGGGGGGGGUAUCCUGAGAGCUCCAUGAAGUCCCCCCGGGGCCGCGGACGGGGCGCUGGCUUGGGGAGGCUGUCGGGGGUGCCCCGACAUCCAUGGCAAGGCGGGGGCCGCGGCGGCGCGCUCGGAGGCCGGCGGCGGCGGCUGCCCCGAGGGACGCGGCCCUAGGCGGUGGCGAUGGGGGCCGCCCGGAUCGCACCCGGCCUGGCGCUCCUGCUCUGCUGCCCGGUGUUCAGCUCCGCGUACGCGCUGGUGGAUGCAGAUGACGUCAUGACUAAAGAGGAACAGAUCUUCCUGCUGCACCGUGCUCAGGCCCAGUGUGAGAAACGGCUCAAGGAAGUCCUGCAGAGGCCAGCACAGCUGACAGCCAUCAUUCCUAUCCUGGUUUCUCCAGCCAACAUAAUGGAAUCAGACAAGGGAUGGACAUCUGCGUCCACAUCAGGGAAGCCCAGGAAAGAUAAGGCAUCUGGGAAGCUCUACCCCGAAUCUGAGGAGGACAAGGAGACACCCACUGGCAGCAGGCACCGAGGGCGCCCCUGCCUGCCUGAAUGGGACCACAUCCUGUGCUGGCCGCUGGGGGCACCAGGUGAGGUGGUGGCUGUGCCCUGUCCCGACUACAUUUAUGACUUCAAUCACAAAGGCCAUGCCUACCGACGCUGUGACCGAAAUGGCAGCUGGGAGCUGGUGCCUGGGCACAACAGGACAUGGGCCAACUACAGCGAGUGUGUCAAAUUUCUCACCAAUGAGACUCGUGAACGGGAGGUGUUUGACCGCCUGGGCAUGAUCUACACCGUGGGCUACUCCGUGUCCCUGGCGUCCCUCACCGUAGCUGUGCUCAUCCUGGCCUACUUUAGGCGGCUGCACUGCACGCGCAACUACAUCCACAUGCACCUGUUCCUGUCCUUUAUGCUGCGCGCCGUGAGCAUCUUCGUCAAGGACGCGGUGCUCUACUCUGGCGCCACGCUCGAUGAGGCUGAGCGCCUCACCGAGGAGGAGCUGCGCGCCAUCGCCCAGGCGCCCCCGCCGCCCGCUGCCGCCGCUGCCGGCUACGCGGGCUGCAGGGUGGCUGUGACCUUCUUCCUUUACUUCCUGGCCACCAACUACUACUGGCUUCUGGUGGAGGGGCUGUACCUGCACAGCCUCAUCUUCAUGGCCUUCUUCUCGGAGAAGAAGUACCUGCGGGGCUUCACGGUCUUCGGCUGGGGUCUGCCCGCUGUCUUCGUGGCUGUGUGGGUCAGUGUCAGAGCUACCCUGGCCAACACCGGGUGCUGGGACUUGAGCUCCGGGAACAAAAAGUGGAUCAUCCAGGUGCCCAUCCUUGCCUCCAUUGUGCUCAACUUCAUCCUCUUCAUCAAUAUCGUCCGGGUGCUCGCCACCAAGCUGCGGGAGACCAACGCCGGCCGGUGUGACACACGGCAGCAGUACCGGAAGCUGCUCAAAUCCACGCUGGUGCUCAUGCCCCUCUUCGGUGUCCACUAUAUCGUCUUCAUGGCCACACCGUACACCGAGGUCUCAGGGACACUCUGGCAAGUCCAGAUGCACUAUGAGAUGCUCUUCAACUCCUUCCAGGGAUUUUUUGUCGCCAUCAUAUACUGUUUUUGCAACGGCGAGGUACAAGCUGAGAUCAAGAAAUCUUGGAGCCGCUGGACACUGGCACUGGACUUCAAGCGCAAGGCACGCAGUGGGAGCAGCAGCUACAGCUAUGGCCCCAUGGUGUCCCACACAAGUGUGACCAACAUCGGCCCCCGUGUGGGACUCGGCCUGCCCCUCAGCCCCCGCCUGCUGCCCGCUGCCACCACCAAUGGCCACGCUCAGCUGCCUGGCCAUGCCAAGCCAGGGGCCCCAGCCCUGGAGGCCCUCGAGACCACACCACCUGCCGUGGCUGCUCCCAAGGACGAUGGGUUCCUCAACGGCUCCUGCUCAGGCCUGGACGAGGAUGCCUCUGGGCCUGAGCGGCCACCCACCCUGCUGCAGGAAGAGUGGGAGACAGUCAUGUGACCAGGCCCGGGGGUGGGGCCUGCAGCCAUGGUGGAUGGACAGAUGGACCAAAAGAUGGGUGGUUGGAUGGUUGCCCACUCACGGCUGGGGCUGAGAGAAAAAACAGAGGAAAAAAAAGAAAAAGGAAAAGGAA